AAAGGUAUAAAAGAUACGUUUUAAUUGCUAAGUGUAAUAGGAGUGUAUUAGCAUCUGCAAAAAUGCGGGGUGUUUCUCGAAGUUUGAUCACCAAUUAGAAGGUUAACAUUGUGUUGAAAGUCUGAUUGGCAAUUUGUACAUUGAUAAGGAAUCGAAUUAGAAGGACCUCGAAAUUGGAGGGUGAAUAUUUUUUCUUCACUCUAUGCUCUGGAAAAGCCGCUGAACGGAGUUUUAUAUCGUUGUGUGUGACCUCAGAUACAAUAGGCCUAUCCCUGGGCGAGACUUUACAGAAAGGUCCAUUGCACGAUCUUGUACUAUAUUUGAACAGGCGGGUCAAGGCUGCCCAUAAUAUUUUGCAAUUCCCUAUUGUUUUUUAUGCCAGCAAAUGUUGCAUUUAAGGAAGUCUAAUUUCAAUGAGUGGUGUACGACUAGAAUAUAAACAGCAAGUGAGAAAAGAGCAAACGAUAUAAAAUUGAAUGCGUCAUGUUUUGUAUACCAAAACGUGCAUGCCUCUUUGACAUACCGUAGCAGUAGACUUUGUUUAAUGAUUUAAGCUAAGCUAAUGAUAUAUCUCCGUUUUCAUCCGUUGCAAAAUAUGCUAAUGUUCAGCAUGAAUGGUAGAAACGAAUGAAGUAAAAUUAUGCUUUAUGAUAACUAUUUGUUGAUUGAACCACAUAGGCUUAAAAUAAUAUUAUAUUUAUGCCAGUAUGCUUAAACUUUGAAAUAAGUAGGGUUACAGCACAAUAAUCGUGCCCGCUGAUUUUAGGAGAGUGAAUUUUUUCGGUCAUCCGUGCAAAACCUGCUAAAGAAGUUUAGGACACCAUCUGUCUUUUGAAUAUAAAGUACCAUAAACAAUUCCAAUUUUCCUGAAGUUCCAGUAUAGGCCUUAAAUAGGCCUAAAGUGUAUUAUUAUUAGACCUACCAAAUAAAUCAAUAUGGCCUCUAUAUAAAGUUAAAGGGUUCGAGAUUUAUUCCCACCCGGUUGAAACCCUCCACUGAUCGGGCUAUCGUUCUUGAAUGAGACUUCGCGUCAGAUCAUCUUUUUCCGCAACACAUUUUAUCCGAGCGAAUUUUGUCGAAGAAAAAUACCCAUGGUGUUAUUUUCCCUGCGGAAAAAUCCAAUAUAUGUUUGUUGGCGCUCUCAAAUGAGCGUAGUUGGCUAUCUUGUUCUAUUUAUUCUCUUUGGUUAAAAUCAAAAAGUUCCAUUGCGCUCUAUGCUAUGCAUCAAGUUCGAUGCGCUGCGCUAACAAUGAGAUGCGCUGAUAUUUUGAUAUUAGAACCAAGAACAUGAUUUAGAACGUUAAGGUCGCACAUUUAGGACGGUUUCGUUUGUGGCGAGUCUCACUGGUAAACUUUCGGUACUGUAUACAUAAUUAAAUUGAUUAAAUUGCAGUGCUCAUAUCAAGGUCAGUCGACUAAAUACCAUACCACACAACAUAUGUUUAUGUCAAUUGACCUCGAUUAAACUUGUAUACGAGCAUGCUCAGUCCUAACAACGAAUUGGCUUAUUAGCAAAGAAAAUCGGUUCUUCGUAUAGAAAUCGGGUGCGAUAACAAAUCCGGCACGCUGGUGCUGUUAUUGAUUUGGCAAGGAAAUUAUUACAGUUGACGAACAAGGCCUUUUGCCAACAGUAGUUAACUUUUAUUUCUAGUCAUUGUUGUUUUUUUAAUUUUAUUGACAAAAACAAUAAGCGUAUCUAUCUUCAAUUUGUUAACUCUCAUUGAUAUAACAUACAGACACUGAAACCGUAUGUAAUUACCAGAGAGACAUGAUUAUACAGUGGAACCAGACAACAGGCAACAUCGCAUACAGAUAGUGGUAAAUUGCAAUUAAUAGUUUUGAGACCAGGCAACAAGUGAUUAGAAUCCAGUUUUCGGACACGAAAGGAGUUGGAUUGAACAGACGACUUUUCCGACAAGUAAAACAGCAAUAUGUCGUUUCGAGAUUCUGUUUCUGCAGCCGUCGUUAGAAAUUUAAGCUUAUGUGUUGCAUUAUCCUCGUUUUCAUGCUGCUUUAUAUUGUGGGGAUUCGGUUACACAUACACUCUUCUGUUCGUACCGAUACAGGACGAAUUUGAUUCUACUACGACCGCAACAGGUUGGGUGGGAUCUGCGUACUACGGAAUAGGCUCCACGAUGGCCAUUAUGAUCGGCCCAUUAGCCAAGCGAUUCAAGUACAGUACCAUCUUCCUAGCUGGUUUCUUGCUAGCAGGAAUAAGUCUAAUGGUGUCCUCGUUCGUUCAAUCUAUCCACGCCUUCUUCGUCACGUACGGGGUGUUUUAUGCAUUGGGUACCUGCAUUGGAUACUAUAUAACGAUGGAUCUGCUGAAGAUGCACUAUGCAAAUUUGUUCAACUUUCUUUUUAUAGGUUUUUUGGUUCAAAGCCCGAUCGUAGGUAAAUUACUUAUACUUGUUGGUUGGCGCGGAGUUUUACGGAUUUACGCCGCAAUUACAAUAAUCGUGGGAUUGACUUGUAGGUUUAUCAUGCAGAAGCCAGCCAGUUUCCAUGACGACACGGAAGAGAAAAAUAAUUCAUCCCUGGAAAUAAAAGACAAGUUUCUCAAACACGAGGAUAGACUUGAAAAAAAAGACACUGAACAAGGGAGACAAAACAUUAAUUUUUGGAAAAUAAUGGCUUUCCCGGAAUCAUGGUACUUUGUUAUUGGAAUGAUCAUUACUAGUACCGCGACAAUGUUCAGCUACAUCAAUAUAGUUGAUUUCAUGAAACACAUUGGGAUUUCAACGUAUGUUAGUUCGUGGAUCCUGGCUGUCGCUGCCGGAUCAGAAUUGGCAGGGAAAUUUUUCUUUGGCAUGACUGGAGAUCGAAUGCGAUUUCCAAAAAUGUACACUCUGGCUCCUGCAAACGUAUUAUUCGCUGGGAUGAUGGUUAUACUAAUAUAUGCACGGACGUCAUUGCAUAUGAUUCUUAUUAUUAUAUGUAUUGGUGUUCUGAAGAGUAUUUUUCAUGCUAUGCCGUGGACAGCGACCCUUGAACUGCUUGGGAUUGGUCAUAAUACAGAGGCUACGAUUCUUACCUGUUUAGGAUUUGGUAUUGGUUCACUUGCUGGGGCACUUGUAGGGGGUUUAAGUUACGAUUAUACUGGAUCGUACGAUAUAGGUUUGUUAGUGAGUUGCGGUAUGUAUAUCGUCGGCGCUAUAUUUUUCCAGGCCGCUCCUCUACAUCAAAAGAUGUUUGCACCAGAAAGGUACCUAAUAGACAGAAGAGUUGCAACCAUUUCAGAAAAGCACUAUGAAUACAUCGUCGAUAGCUACAUCACAACUGUUUAGUCGUUGAUGUCCAACACCACUACUUUGCUAGGCUGACGUUGAAUUGACAAUUGCUAUCGUGUUUCUGAAUUACGUGAUAGCAUCAUGAACACGACAAUAUACACGCGUUCUAACGUUAUUUGUUAGACGGUAUGUAGGCCUAACGUAUUUUACCGGAAGCAAUUGAUGGGUUAAAUAAGUAAAGAUAAUGAAAGAGACUGACUACCCAUAUCGUCCUGAUUUUAAUGGAGUACAGACUUGUAACAAAUGGGUAAAAAAAUUUUUAGGGCGCCCUACAAAUAAACGGUGCUGUUUUAUUCACAAAGCAAAUAAUAUUAAAGGUAUGUACUGUGCAACUGUUCUGUUUCGUUGUAAAAUCACUAUGCAGUGGUUAAAGUAGAACCUUGCGAUUGAAUUGAAAAUAUCAUGAGGUAUAAAAAAUACAUUGAUAUUAAUUCACAAUUGUUAGGCCAAAAUCUAUAAUUGCAUUAAAGCGUGCUUGGGAUUAAAGAUUAUAAUAAUCCCUAAAAGCACCCUAAUCUAUAAAUGUAUUUCAAAGUUUUUAUAAAUAAUCGGAAUAGUUCAUCUAUCUUUAUUAAGAGGAUUGAGUGUGCUCUCACGUGCUAAUUACGAAAAUAUUUUGUAAGCGAAUAAUGGAUUUUAGUUUUGUAAACCGGGCAUACAUACGCUUCCUAAUUUCUUCGGUUGACUUCCCAAUCAGGUAAUUUUAAUCAGGUAGACAUACACACAUUAUGUACUAUAAUAGUACUGCAAUAAUUGUUUUACUGUUAUUUUUUUUAAAUAAUAAAUAGUAUAGUAUAGGCCUAUUCCUAUAGCUUGUGUUUAGACCUACAUGAAUCAUAAUAAUUUAUGAACAAACUUAUAUAGUUAAGUGAGGACAUUUAUAAGAAUUUUGUAAUGAACAUUUGCAGCUGGAACAGCACUGAGUAUAAUGACUGGUUUUCUGCCGGGCACUCACUGUGGCCGACGAUCGUCAGCCGACGCGAUCACAAAUCAGAAAUAUUUGUACGUCAAUAAAUUAAAUAUUAUUUUGUGUCACUAUG
This is a messenger RNA of Anneissia japonica, 4330 nucleotides long. Its product is annotated as probable sulfoacetate transporter SauU. Gene Ontology annotation, biological process: transmembrane transport. The transcript is spliced from 6 exons. The record is from RefSeq and is a predicted model, not a curated record. Lineage: Eukaryota; Metazoa; Echinodermata; Crinoidea; Comatulida; Comatulidae. Bases 1932 to 3287 code for a protein of 451 amino acids. Gene Ontology annotation, molecular function: transmembrane transporter activity.